AUGGUCCGGCACCUUGUGUGCUUGUCGUUCUUCGCGGGCCUCGGCUUGCUUGGGGUGCAGCAGCUGGCAUGGAUGUUGACGUCGGGCGAAGGCCGUGCCAGUGCCCAGCGCUCUGUCGCAAGUCCCAUACAGAGAAGCGCCACUUCGGCGCAGAUGCUUCCGGCACUCUCUGAGCAGGAGGACUACAGCGGUAAGGUGUAUCGGGUCCGUUCGGACACCGACAUGAAAGGCCUAGCAGACCACGUGGUGCGAGAGGCGGAGCAGGGCCUUUUCUGCGACAGUCUCGGCAUCAGAGCUGCCAGCGUAGUCGUCAAAGCAUGUGCCACAGCGAUGACACUAGAUUUCAAUGGCCAGAUCGUUGCCAUGGCUUUGGAUUGGGUCACAAAGAAGCCGCAUGGCAGGGCAUUUCGGGAAGGUGCCAUGGAGGUGACAGCCCUUCGCACUCAUUAUCAGCUGGUGGAGAGGCGUGCGGAGCCUCCGAAACAAAGCCCUUUGCUAGUUGGCCGCACCACGAAUAUCGGACAGCUCGGUGGUGCUAUUUUGGGUCGCAUCCAACAGAGCGGCGAGGCCCUGAUCCAUGUGGCCGGGCCCGAGCGGACCAUGGCGGCCCUGCGCUCCAUCAUCGCGGCCGACCGGCUCUGGUCUGUCGAUGACAAGAACACCCCAGAGGAGGCCAGCGCCCCCCGCAGCCGGGUCCUGGUGUCAGCGACCUGGCAAAGCGAUGCUCCGGGCAAGGCGUACCUGAGGUUGCGCUGCUUCGCCAAAGCAGCUGCUGGCGACGAGCGUUUCAGGGUGGAUUUCCGGCGUCGAAGCAGGAAGUGUGCUCCGCCGGCCGUUGGCGGCCUCCUCACGACACACUUCGCGAAGAGAAAGCACGAGGAGGAGGAGGAGUGCGAGGAGUUCGCGGAGAAAUCGACGUCCGUGCAGGCGCAGAAGGAGGCUUUGCCUCCAAAGGGCAAGGCGAAGGCCAAAGCCAAGCCAAAGCCGACUCCCUCGGCCGCUAAGUUUGCGAAGCGGCUCUGCCCAAAGGUCAAGGCCGAGGUGCGUGGACCCUCCGGGGUGGCCACUCCGCAGCGAGGCGCUGGCGGAGGCGCAGAGCCAAAGGAUCAGGACAUGUCGAGCCCCCCUUCAAAGGGUGUCUCGGUCGCCGAGGCCACUCCCGAGAAGCCAUCCACCCAAGCUGCAAGGAUCCAGCCCCCGCCAGGAAGACACAACGAGCUGAUGUCGCUUCGAAGUAGCAUUCAAGCGGCAGUCAGAACCCACGACUACGCGAAGGCUAAGGAGCUGCAUCAGCUCCUGGUUAAAACAUGUGCAGAGAUCGGCUGCUCUGUGCCCCAGCGAGAGGAAAAGAGCGAGAAAUCAAAGCCAAAGAGUGCCAACGAUGGAAAAGAGCCCGCAGAUGAAGGUAAUGAUGCCGAGCCCAUGGACCGCUUUGAAUUUGCACGAGCCAUUCUCAAGGAAAAGUUCCCGCUGCGUUUCCUGGAUGGGAAUUCCAAGGAGGAUGAUUCGGAAGUCUGCUACCAGAAAGAGAGGACCGCUUGGCGUAGGAAACAAGAAGGAGAAGAUCAGGACGAGGAUGCCGAUGGUGCCGAGGAGGACGAGGAGCAGCAGAAAGCACGAGAAAUGAAGAAGGCCUUGUCCAGCAUCCCGGAUGCAUCCGUCGAGGAUAUCGAUCGCUUCCCCGCAGUCGCAGCCACUUUCAGAGAGUGGCUGACCUCAGUGCAGGAAGAAGAUGUGGAAGGCUCGGUCCAGGUCCAAUGCUUCGGGAGGAAGAAAACGGCCGUGGCCGUGGCCCUCGUGCGCUCAGGUAGCGGCCAGGUGCGCCUGAACGGCUGCCCGCUGCACACCGUCAAGCCCGACAUCCUGCGUGUGAAGGUUUACGAGCCACUGCUGCUGCUGGGAAAGGAUCGCUGCAGCAAGGUGGACAUCCGGUUGCGAGUCAAGGGCGGAGGCUUCACGGGGCAGAUCUAUGCGCUUCGUCAGGCCGUGGCCAAGGGCAUCGUCGCUUACUACCAGAAGUUCAUCGAUGAGGCUUCAAAAAAGGAGAUCAAGGACAUCUUGAUGGCAUAUGACAGGUCAUUGAUCGUUGCCGAUCCUCGUCGCUGCGAGCCCAAAAAAUUCGGAGGCCAGGUGUUGCAUGACCUCUUCACCCAAGACGAGAAGGCCCUCGACGAGAUGGCCAAGGCGACGUACGUGAGGCUCGCUUCGAAGGAGAAGUCGCACGAGAAAACCGUGAAGCAAUUCGCAGCUUUCUGGGCAAAGAGAAAGAACGGCCCCUGGUGCCAGGCACCUGCCCGCACCGAACGGAAGCUGGAAGUCCGCCUGCGCAACGAGCACAAGAUCCCCGCAGCCUGGGGUGUGCGAGUUGUCCAAAGGGCGCACAAAGAGGAUCUGGUGAUUCUGACGGCUCCGGACGGCACGAAACAGUUUGCGGAAGCAUCCAAACUGUCCGAUCAUCCCGCACUGACGGGAAAGGACUUUCAAGACGAGCGACAGCGCCGCGAGCUGCCCGCGCUGCCCGCGGAGAUGGAGGCGAACAAGCUUGAGCAAGAGGCAGAAGCUGGGAAGGAGAAGCUCAAGGAUCUGAAGGUCGAGGCCUCGGGCGCCACCCAGGUGGUGCAGGAUGCCUUGAACGGAAGCCCAGAUGCGGAGUUGUGUCUUCGACGGGCGGCUCUUCGACAGCACGUCGCCUGCUCCAGCUGUGGCCGGCUCUCCACAAGGGAGCUGGAGCGAAUGCUAAACGGUGCAGGAGGACACGGAUGGUCUUCGUACGACGAUGUCCCAGACGCUUCGCAAGAGGACGUUGCACAAUAUCCACGUGUGCUGGCGACCUUUUUCCAGCAGGGGUAUCCAUACAUGAAUGGCGUGAGACGUUUGAUGGAGCUGCACAAGAAGAAGGCUUGGGAUAUGGCGACUUCCGACUUUCAACGCCUGGUGCGAAUGGAUCCUGAGAAUGCAAAGUGCAAUGGCUACUUGAACUCGGCGAUCUUAUAUCUCAGGAAGUUUCGUGAAAACGGGGGCUUCGAGAACCUCACCGACGUCUCUGCGAUAGACCCUUACAAACUGCAGACGUCAUUCACUCCGGACUUUGAGAGAGAGACGGGAAAGGAGCAAGAGCAUUUCGACGACCUGCAGGUGGAUUUGCCUUUGGAGCUGGUUAUGGCCGAUGCAACGGCGAACUGGCGCGAGGAGCUCCAGGAGAAGCUCGACGAAGACUGCUACCUUCUCGAGGACGUCGAUGCCCGUGGACAGCGGCCGGUGGCGCUGAGCGUUGCGCUCCUGCCCGACGCAACGGAUGAGGAGUGGGCGAUGUGGCCGCGGAUCCUGACGAAGUUUGAGUUACAAUGCAAGCAGGACUCAGAGGAGGAAAAGCCAAUCAGACGAGAGGAGGAAGCCAAUGCCAUGUUCCAGGCCAUGAAGGAGCUGGUGGAAGAGCAUGGCAAGAGUCCCGACGCGAUGGCCGCAGAAAAGUACCUCAAAAUCGUCAAGACCACGUACACCAACGUGUCGCACAAGGACCGGGCAACUGCUGUUGCUAAGUUUGCCGACUUCUGGGCAUCCAACAAAGACGGAGAGUUUCCGGAGCCAAAGGUGCAUGCAUUGGCCCUGAAGAAGUAUUCCCUCAUGGACCGUCGGAUCGUGGAACAGGCGAAGCAGCUGGCUGCCGAGUGGCUCCUGCCGGCCGGAUGGGCCGUGAAGCUCGGGAAGGACGGUCGACUGAUCAAGGUUCUUGGCACCGGUGGCAAAGCGGACUUUUACCACAGCAAGGAAGCGGCGCUGCAGGCGGUCGAGGCCAAGGCGAAGCGGCAGGCCGAGGAGGCGAAGGCCGCGCACCAGCAGAUGAUCUCAGCCAAGGAGGCACAUAUCGAGAGGAGCGAGGCAGGCAUGCGCAAGCAGUUGGCCAAGGCAGUGCGGGAGGAGAACUACGAGCUUGCAGAGCGUGUGCAUUCGGAGCUCACCGGUCGAGCAGGAGGCGGAGGCCGGUCUGGUCCCACUCGAAAAGGCACCAUGCCCAUUGUCGCUCGCAGCGCGGAGGAAGUUGCGCGAAGGUGCAAGGGUGGUGCAGGACGAGGUGCCAAAACUGGUGUCAAGCGCAAGGCUGAGGGAGAGGAUGCAAACGACAGUGCUCUGAAGGUGCGCAAGGCCAUGGGUCUCAAGCAUCAGCAGAAGCAGGAGGUGGCCAGGAGUGAGCUCACACUCCGCGCCGGCGAGUGGCGUCUCCAAGGCGUGCGGCUGAAGAGUGGGUCCGUGCUUCCCAUCGUCUCAGAUCAGCUUGAGGCUUUGGCCUCAGACGCCGUGGUCCUCGUGCUCGUGUACGUGGACGAGGAGGUUCGUGAGAGGAAGAGAAGGCGCAUCAUCGAAGAUUGGGGAUUGGACGAGACAUGGACAGUGACCGUGCGGUACCGACUCUCCGGGCACCAGGUCACUGCCAAACGCGCCGACGGCAAGGUUUUCCUCAGCAAGCACGAGGUCGCGGGUGCGAGGGACCGCGAGGUGCUCGAGAGGAUGUCAAAGCCAGCUGCAGCACGGGCAAAGGAGCUCGAGGCGGUGCUUGCCAGCCACGCCCAGGGGCAGCUGCAUCUGUGGGAGUUGGAAGUCAAGGAGAUGCCGUCGCUACAUGGCCUCUAUGUCGCUGAUGGCCAGUCCUUCUCGAAGGUGUCCUGCCUCGGCGUUUCGGAGGAGGUGAAGGUGAGCUACACCGGUGACAAGUGGCAGUUCAGGGAUGCGGCUGGAAACGUCAUGGCCUGGACUCUCCCAUCCGAUUCUGGCACACAGAGUCCGUUCGAGUGCCGGCUGCUGCUUGCUGGAACUGCGGAUCAGCCGACGACAGUGGAGACUAGGGGAAGUGUGGUGGUGAAGGAAGCUAUCACCAGCCGCUUGUCCAGCCACUUGGGCCAGUCCUUUGGGCCUUGCUGCCGAUUCUGCGAAGCUGGAAAGCUUCGGACGAGGGCCUCGACGUCUACAAAAGUCAAGCCUGCCGCGGGCGAGGGCGAGAGUCGAAAAGUCAAGCAACAAGAACUCUACGAGUCCAGGCUCCUCGAGCUGCAGCAGCGACGCGCCAAAGCUCCCCGCACUUUGGUCGACAUGGUGUCCUGCAUGCCGGAACCUCGGCCUUCCUGUCUGCAGAUGACUACACGUAGACCUAGGCUCGCACUUACAGCCAGAGCGCCAGUCUUCAAAAACAACGUAUAA
Symbiodinium sp. CCMP2592 is the source of this 5193-nucleotide messenger RNA. The record is from the annotation of a GenBank genome assembly. NCBI's taxonomy places the organism in Eukaryota, Dinophyceae, Suessiales, Symbiodiniaceae.